Molecule: messenger RNA, 2313 nt
Organism: Dichotomopilus funicola
Lineage: Eukaryota; Fungi; Ascomycota; Sordariomycetes; Sordariales; Chaetomiaceae
Product: glycoside hydrolase
Exons: 4
Coding region: 1-2313 (770 amino acids)
Molecular function (GO): polygalacturonase activity
Source: RefSeq, a predicted model, not a curated record
AUGGGUUAUUUCCGGCUCCGGUCGCUAGCCACAGCGAUCGCCGCGUCGUGGAUCGGCGCGGUCACUGUGGUUAGCGCGACGCCAAUGCCCGCGUCGUCUUCUGCAAUCGAGGCGCGCGCGGAUUCUACUUUCUGGUACGCCAAUAUUGACCACACUUCCGACAAAGUUCGCGGUUAUGCACCGGAUCUCGAUAGCGACUAUGAGUAUGCCGUGUACAAGGCCGUCAAGGCCGGCGAUGGGCCGGGCAUUCAGGCGGCGAUCAAUGCUGGCACUGGCACCGCGAAGCGCCAUGGUCAGUGGCUUGCGAGCCAGCCGCGGGUUGUGUACCUGCCGCCUGGUACGUACACUGUUGAUGACACGAUUUACAUGAACACCGACACCAUCAUCAUGGGUGAUGCUACCAACCCCCCCAUCAUCAAAGCGUCGUCGAGCUUCUCCACGACCGGCACGCUCUUCUCCGGCCAGGACCCUGCGACCGGCGAUUCGGGCGAGCUGUCUUUUGCCGUCAGUCUCAAGAACGUCAUCCUUGACACCACGGCUGUCUCUGGUACCGCGAGCUUCACCGCGCUGUGGUGGGGUGUCGCCCAGGCCGCUCACCUCCAAAAUGUCGUGAUCAAGAUGCCGAGUUCGUCCGGGGGCAAGGGACACUCUGGUAUCCGCCUCGGCCGUGGUUCGACGCUGCUUGUGGCCGAUGUGCGCAUUGAGCGUGGUCAGAACGGUAUCUGGUACAACGGCCAUCAGCAGGCCGCGUUCAAGAAUGUCUACUUCUACCAAAACACCAUCGGUAUGCUCAUCGAUGGCGGCGACACCAUCAGCCUGAUCAACCCCACCUUCGACACCUGCGGCACUGGCGUGCGCCACACCGGUGGUGCCCCCUGGAUCGCCCUGAUCGACGCGACCUCCAAGAACUCCGGCGUCACCUUCCAGACCACCGGCUACCCCAGCUACCUGAUCGAGAACCUCAACAAGGACACCAGCAGCAACAUUGCCGAAGGCCCGAACGGCUUCGUGCUCAAGUCCCGCGCCAACGUCGAGCACUUCUCCUACUCCAACGCCUACAACCACGACCCCAUCUACGCCGCCAUCGACACCACCACCACCCGCGGCGACAUCAUCGCCCCCGGUGGCCGCUACCCCGUCGUAUCUGCCCCCAACUACGCCAAUAACCCCGUCACCGACUUCCUCAACAUCAAGGACCCGGCCCAAAACGGCGGCCGCACCGUCCUGGGCGACCACACCAUCGACGAAUCCGACACCCUCAACGCCAUUCUCGCGCUUGCCGCGCAACAAAACAAAAUCGCCUACUUCCCCUUCGGCAAAUACCGCGUCGACAAGACCCUCCUCAUCCCCAAGGGUAGCCGCAUCGUCGGCGAAGCCUGGGCCACCAUCACCGGCUCCGGCUCCUUUUUCCAAGACGAAAAGAACCCCAAACCCGUUGUGCAGGUCGGCAAAGCCGGUGACGUCGGCGUCGCCCAGAUCCAGGACAUGCGCUUCACCGUCAGCGGCGUCAACCCAGGCGCUAUCAUCAUCCAGUUCAACAUCGCCGGGUCCAAGCCCGGGGACGCGGCUCUCUGGAACUCCCUUAUCACCGUCGGCGGUACGCGUGGCGCGAGCGCGCUGACGGAUAACUGCAAGGACCCGGCCAACGAAUGCAAGGCUGCCUUUUUGGGCAUGCACUUCACCGCGUCUUCGUCCGCUUACGUUGAGAACGUCUGGAACUGGGUGGCCGAUCACAUCACGGAGUCCUUCUCCGGCGGCAGCAACAUUGCCGCCGGCCGCGGCGCAUUAGUGGAAUCGACCAAGGGAACCUGGCUGCACGGCCUCGGGUCCGAACACUGGUGGUUGUACCAGCUCAACCUGCGCAACGCGGAGAACGUAGUCGUGGGUAUGCUACAAACCGAAACGAACUACGACCAAGGCGACAACAACAAGAUGACUCCCCCCGCGCCAUGGACAGCCGAUGAAGCCGGAUGGGGCGACCCGACGUUUUCUUGGUGCAACGGGUCGGAUAAGAGGUGCCGCAUGGGACCCGCGAAUUAUAUCAAUGGGGGCAAGAACAUUCACACGUAUGCGUCGGCGAGCUGGGCGUUUUUUAGUGGACCCGGUUAUCAGGGGUGUGCGGGCCAGUUUCAGUGCCAGGAUGCGAUGCAUGUGAUUAAGAAGAAUCCGACGGGGCUGCAGGCGUUUGGGUUGUGCAGUAAGGAUGCGCAUGCGGUGUUGCGGUUGCCGGAUGGGAGUGAGGUCGUGGCGCAGGACGGGUUUACUGGGUCGUGGCCUGGUGGUGGUGGUAGUUUGGGCCGGUAUACUUCGUAA